This is a messenger RNA of Sphaeroforma arctica JP610, 1131 nucleotides long. RefSeq lists its product as hypothetical. Lineage: Eukaryota; Ichthyosporea; Ichthyophonida. The annotation marks the transcript as partial. The transcript has a single exon. The record is from RefSeq and is a predicted model, not a curated record.
UACACUAUCUGCUGACGACAUCAGACCAGAAACUAGAUGUGCUGGCAUUCGACUACGUUAUCAGAGCCAUGUCCCUACAGAACAACUGGAAGGGUGCUAUGUCUGUCUUCCGUGAAAUGGCCCGUCCCAAUGCACCUCUCCCCACAACCAGGACCGUCCAGGCUGUGGUGGAUGUGUGCUUGCGCUCACGGGCUCUGGUGUCAUCCGGUGUGCUCUUGAGCGAGGCCGAUAAACUAGACAGUCUAGACGUCUCCAGAGCAGACGUAACCAUGGUUACCAUGGCAGGAGGUCAUGCUGGUGUCCAACCUUCCAGGCUUUUGGAAGACCCUGACUUGUAUGAUGCUACCCAGUCACAAGAUAAAGCAACAGACGUAACAAAGACCGAUGCUGAGAUAAAAACCCAGGCAGAGAUUGAUAGAGUGGGUGAGGGCGAACUCUCAAGCUCUGAGGCCGUCGCUGUACUGUUAGAAGACUCUGACCUGUACGCUACUCAACCACAGGAUAAGACGAUAGACGCCCACGAGUCUGGGCACGACUCAGUCUCUAGCACACAGCCAGGCAGUCCAGUGGAAACACCGGGUGUAGUGACAGUCGGGACAGACGGGAAGACUCCAGGGUCAUCUGCAACACACCCCCAGGCACAGACCCAACAGGCGCAAGCGACUACAAAUCCGCCUGCGACGCUAACGUUCAAGAAACUCCAGGAAGCGCAUACACAAACGAACCCGGAGAGUGUAGUCCUGGACGAACGGGAGGAUGCCGUAUCACUGAGUGCAGAGGACGCCAGUGAUGUGGAUGAGGCGAGGGAUGGUCUGUACGGUGUUGUAUCUGUACAGGGUAGGGCACCCAGACAGUUGUCCGGGUUUGUGACCACAAUGCGAUAUAGGCAGUUGACUGUCAGUCAGAGACGGGCGCGCGAGGCCCGCGUCAAAUCGCACCCGAUGAUUACGUAUGUGGACGAGAAGGCGGGGCUGUCGCAGGCGGACGAGAGGGACAUACGGCGCAUGACUGAUAGUAUACUGGCCAGUAUGCGCUUGUGAGAUGCAUGGAUAGACCAGCCGUGUAAUGCCUAGUUAGUGUGCGCGAACCAGAUGUUCUGGAAUAAAGUGGUGGCUGAGGAGAGGAAGAGGA